This is a messenger RNA of Lolium perenne, 1020 nucleotides long. RefSeq lists its product as uncharacterized. The record is from RefSeq and is a predicted model, not a curated record. Gene Ontology annotation, biological process: protein ubiquitination. Lineage: Eukaryota; Viridiplantae; Streptophyta; Magnoliopsida; Poales; Poaceae. Gene Ontology annotation, molecular function: ubiquitin-protein transferase activity; zinc ion binding. Gene Ontology annotation, cellular component: membrane.
GGUUUCUCCUCCUCUUCCUCGGAGUUAUUUAAAGCCAUGGCCAUUCAGGGCAGGGGCGAAAAACAGAGACAUAGACAGCGAGAGAGAAGCCAAUUGCCGAGCAGAGAGAUAGAGAGAAACGGAUUGAAGGCCCGGGAAACUAAGAGAUCGGAGGAGGAUGGAGCAAGAUGGCGAGCCGUGGUGUUCUUGCUCGCUGAGGCAGUGCAGGAUUUGCCACGAGGAGGAGGAUGAGGGCUCCGUGACCUCCAUGGAGUCGCCAUGCGCAUGCUCUGGCUCCCUCAAGUAUGCCCACAGGGGAUGCGUGCAGAGGUGGUGCGAUGAGAAGGGCAGCACCCUCUGCGAGAUUUGCCUCAAGAAUUACGAGCCUGGCUACACCGCUCCUCCCAAGAAACGUCACGUCGCAGUCACCAUCAGAGGGAGCCUGGAGGUCCCUAUGGCGGACUACCAAGAGGCAGAGGACGCGCUGUUGCUCGGACCUGACGUGGUGGCCAGCGACCCGGCCUACGCCGAGUGCGCGCGUGCCGCCGGCAGAAACGCUUCCUGGUGCCGCUCGUUGACGGUGACGUUCACUGUUGUGUUGCUGCUGAGGCAUCUCGUCGCCAUGGAAACCGUCAGAGCCGCAGAUCAGUCUUUCAGCCUACUGACGGUAUACUUGCUCAGGGCUAGUGGGAUCUUGUUGCCGUUCUACGUCGUCAUGCGGCUCAUCUCUGCCGUCCAGCACGGGCAGAUGCAGUACCGGCUCCAGCUGCUCCAGGAGCAAAGAAGAAACGCAUCAUCAAGACUGCACCGGGUGCUUGGUCAGGGAGAGCAGCAGCAUGUGUUUCUUGUUGGCUGAAGAAAACAGUGAAGUGGAUCUCCUGUAGAAGAGAGUUAAAUUAAAUGUAUAAUGUAUUAGUACUGACGGAGCAAUUAGGAAAAAGGGAAAGCGAAGAAAAGCUAUAUUAUGUUCAUAAGCUUCCGGUGUAUGCACAUUUCUUGCAGUGAUGAAUGAAUCGCCGGCUGCAGAUCUUACCUUUGUUA